Phytophthora nicotianae INRA-310 is the source of this 3795-nucleotide messenger RNA. RefSeq lists its product as hypothetical. Gene Ontology annotation, molecular function: protein binding. The coding region runs from base 304 to 2388 and encodes 694 amino acids. Gene Ontology annotation, cellular component: nuclear periphery; anaphase-promoting complex. Lineage: Eukaryota; Oomycota; Peronosporomycetes; Peronosporales; Peronosporaceae. Gene Ontology annotation, biological process: anaphase-promoting complex-dependent catabolic process; protein K11-linked ubiquitination; positive regulation of mitotic metaphase/anaphase transition. The transcript is spliced from 2 exons. The record is from RefSeq and is a predicted model, not a curated record.
AUUGGCCAAUCCGAAAUCCGAUCCCAAAAAGCGGCAAAAAAGCAUGCCACCAAAACGCGCCUUUGUGACGCUGCAGGAGCGCUUUGUCAGCUCCUUGGCGGUGGCUUGUUGCCCCACCAUGGACUUAGUUGCCGUGCUGACACUCGACCAUCAUCUUCUCGUUCAUGUGCGAGUUUAUCGGCCUCUACUUCAUUUAUUUUUCAUUUGAUCCACGAACUAAUUGUAACUUUCCUACUUAUUAAAUAGCGAACAACGUCAUGGCAGAAACUGUUGCACGUCAAACCAUCGGACGUCGGCUUCGAGAUGAUGACGCUAGCCUGGAAACCAGACGGUCUCCAGCUCGCAGUUGGCUGUGACGAAGGAGAUGUAGCAAUUUUCGAGAUCGAAUCGGGAGAAAUUUUACCCGGAAGACAAAGCAAUUUUCGUCAUGAAAAUUGCAUCACCGCGAUGCACUGGGCACAGAUCAGUGAGGCGGAGCUUUCGAUCUCUUGUACUAACAGCAAAAGACGACAUCAAAAGGCUAUCGAGGCAUCUGGUGACGUUUGGAAAGCUCCAGCUUUGAUAUCCCAGUCGAAACUACAGUUCCGCCAUCGAUCAUCGAGAUUUCUGAAAGGUUUUACGCAAGAUCAUGCUAUAGAUGAUACUGUGCUGGUCACUGCGGACGAGCGAGGAUAUAUCGCACUGUGGUGGAUGGGAAGAGUACUGUUGACGCGUAUUGAUGUGAGCAAACAUUUUGCUGAGGAAGAGUUUAAGAUUAUGGAGUCUAUGAAUCAUCAGCGGGAUGAUAUCAAUUGCUUCCGGAUUGAGCGAGCAGAUCUUUCGCCGGAUUUGUCGCUUCUGUUCGUUCUGCUUGCUUUCUCGAGUAAAAGGAGUAGCCAGAAUGCUGGUAAAGAAGGUCAGGGAGAAACGAAGUUGCACCGGAUAGUGGCAUUGGAUAUGACAAGUAUUCAGUACAUCCAUGAGGAUGUGGCUCUAGUGGCGAAUACUAUAGAUCGAGUGCACAAGAUACUCAAUCAGAUUGCUACUACUAGCAGACAAAUGACGACGGAAUGGAAAAAUGCUACGCGUAUUUUUGAACUGAAGAUGGGACUCAUCGGGUCACUUUACGAAAAAUAUGCCUGCGAAGAUCCGCCGCAGGUAGACAUGCUGUCGGUGGUUGUGACGGGUAUUACUGCGCCUGCGUUGGCUCAGUAUUUUGCUCAAGAUAUCCAAGAAAUGAGCGUACAUCGCAUGCAGAAGGCGUUAUUCAGUGGGUGCGAGACGCUUAGAAAGCUCGUUGACGAAAAGUUGAAGCGUGACUUGGUCGACCUGUUGUUUCUCGUGUCGGAGUUACGUGGUCAUGUCAAAUGGAACCCACAGACUUAUGCAAUAACAAUGGGGAUCACUGUGGAUGCCCUUGAUGAGCUUGUCAAAACAGCACAAGAUACUCUCAUGGAAGUGGAGUCACUUACGUUGGCGCUACACGAGACUCGCCAAGAUUUCGCGUUAUUUUUCCAGUGGAUUCUUGAACGCAUCCGUAUUCAUUCGGACUCUCCUCAAUCUGGAGGAGCAAAUGCGUCUGCUCGAGACGCUGGUAGCGCUGUACACGGCACAAAAUCGCUUCUGAACUUGCGAAGACUUUGCGAUUUCUUACAUCAAGCUGCAGAAGUUGCUAAACAGUUCAAAAAGCAGCAACCAGAUCACAAUGCUUACAAAGUCGAGACUAGUUUUGGGAAUCCAGUGUCGCUCCAGCUAUCUACGCGGCCAGAACUAUUGAGUGAUGGCACUGAGAAAGGAACGGUAGGAUGCCUUACCCUCAUUAAAAGUCUUCAAGAACAGUGGUCGACUAUACUGGAUGCGAUAGGUGGAACUCUCGCACAGUCCGUUCUUCGUGAAGAGAGUGGGUGCUUUACUGUCGGCAGUAUCGUGGAGGAGUGCCAUGUUCGCUUUCGACUGCCUUUUUUCUCGAAUAGAUCAGAUGAUGUCGAUGAUAUUGACGGCGAGAGUGAAGAUGAGGAAAAUGAUGACGCUGUUGAUUGGGACGCUUUAAAACAUUAUGGACCAGUUCAAGAUGGUCUUGACAAUUGCAGCAUGACACUGCUUGGAUUUCGAUUACAAUCGGGUGUUUUAUUACUGCUGCGAGCCUUUCAAGAUGGGGAAACUUCACAGCUACGACGUGAUCACCCUUCUCGCUUGCAAUGGGAGGCCGCAACUGUGAGGUUCUCACAUGGAUCUUCGUCGAGUCCACUCAUCUGUCAGUGUUUUGACUUUUACGGCGAUGCACCAACGAACAAGACAGAACGGCUUGCAUUCGUACUGGAUUGUGUUGGAGAGGGCCAAGUACACCAAGGUACACGUUGUCUGAUCACAGGAAUUGACAGUGUUGUUGAUGAGUUAUUACAAGACUGACGAUUUUCUGCUAUUGAUUUGAUACAGAAUGGCUAUAUCUCCAGCAGUACGAUAACAUUGAGUUCUCACGCUGUACUCCUGCCACUUCACUUGAGGUAAAAUGCUAUCGUUUUGUUCUGACGUACACAACGAGGGGUGUACUGAUUAAGGACGAUGUUUUGUUGUCUCCAGGCGGUUAUAGCUCAUGGACCGAGCCACACGUUUCGACUUGCUCAACUUCAAGGCAGAAUGGUUGCUUCGUUACCUGCUACUGUGCACUCCAACAAAAACGCAACUUCCGUCAUUGCGACUGCUUCUCGAGGGGUUUUGUGCAUCAUUAUACCACCCAGCCGCUUGACUGUCUACGAUGCAGAAGACAGCGAAGACGAGGAGAGAGAUGAUGAAGACGAUUAGUUUGAAACACUUUGGGAUUUCUGCUCACGUUAAUCAGCGCACCUCAGUUUGUCACUGUCGGUUUCUGGGUUCGGCCUGACACAGUACGUUGGAUGUCGAACCCUUCACCACUUAAUAGCUCGUCAACAAGUGCCGUCACGUCAUUUUUGCGCAUGGAUAAGUAUCUUUCCGAAGGUCGGCGCUGAUUUCUGCCGAUAUCUCGCAUCGAUACACUUGACCUGUGAGCACUAUGAAAGGACCGCAUAUUAGCAGCCCCAUCAGGUCGCAGUCGAAUUGGGGGCGUAUGGUCAGCUCCUGAAGGGUGCACCGUCGACAACGACGUGGCACUAUUCGGACGUCGCGGAGUGAGAGUAGCUGGAACGAACAUCGCGCCGGUCGUAUUUAUUUCGCUUGAUAGCGGUUCCAUCGGCUCCACUAGACCUGGCAACAGAGUAGGACGUUUUUUUUGCGGAGCUGUGCCUGAACGUCGUGCUACUUUUGGUACCCGUUCAUCGGUGGUAUGCUCCAAAGGUUGGACAGUUGUUUCUUCGUCCUGUCCAUCGGAGCGACUCGUACUCGCACCGGAACCAGGUUCAGUCUGAGCAGCUAACGCCGCUGCGGCCGCAGCGUUGGCUAUAUCCCCAAAGGAAUACCCAAUCGGCGCGGCAAACGAUGAAUACUUUCGUUUAGGCAUGACAGCCCCACUUACACUUGCUCGGAUAGAGUCGUAGUCGCCUCCGCGACGAGCGAUAUUUAUCUCAGCCACCCGGUCUCGAUCCGAGGGUGUGAGACUGAUAGCGUCAUUAUUUUGCCAUCCAGGGACUAUUUUCUGCUGUCGUGUGAUUGACUGAACAAUCAAUGACCGGAUUUCGUCCAUAACUCGCGGAUAUUGGGUCUCAAACUCGUCCAAACACUCUCGUGAUAGUAAAUAAGUCCCUGUAGCUCGCAUUGCGAAUAAAUUGUACCGUGCCACAGUUUCCGUCAAAGUUUCCUUGUAUCCGAAAAAUUCUCCUUCAAAAAUCUUGGCAAUCGUAC